AUGACAGCUGCUGAAAUCCUGGACGUUCCCAACGAGAAGAAGUGCUGGCGCUCAAUUUUUCAAGUUAGAGCGUACGUGGUUGCGAAGCAAGACGAGGAGGGGAUGACUUGGCAUCUUUAUCUUCACCCUGGCUUGAACGGGAACAGGCAAGGUAGCCAACACAGGGAAUGGUUCAAUGUUGCUCUGUCAAAACGCACAACUCAUCUUGUACUUCUGCGGGUGUGGGUUAGAAACAUGUCGACCAAAGAUUCUCGGCGUUUCGCUGGACAAAGUCAUUGA
This is a messenger RNA of Laccaria bicolor S238N-H82, 279 nucleotides long. RefSeq lists its product as uncharacterized. The record is from RefSeq and is a predicted model, not a curated record. The coding region runs from base 1 to 279 and encodes 92 amino acids. Lineage: Eukaryota; Fungi; Basidiomycota; Agaricomycetes; Agaricales; Hydnangiaceae. The transcript has 2 exons.